Molecule: messenger RNA, 3038 nt
Organism: Exophiala viscosa
Lineage: Eukaryota; Fungi; Ascomycota; Eurotiomycetes; Chaetothyriales; Herpotrichiellaceae
Product: beta-N-acetylglucosaminidase
Exons: 4
Coding region: 163-2955 (930 amino acids)
Biological process (GO): peptidoglycan turnover; carbohydrate metabolic process
Molecular function (GO): acyltransferase activity, transferring groups other than amino-acyl groups; hydrolase activity, hydrolyzing O-glycosyl compounds
Source: RefSeq, a predicted model, not a curated record
CCCCAACCACUGCGCCGGUAGUCUGUUUCUCCGUCAAUCAGUCCUCGUCUCCUGACCGACUUCUGCCCGGAUACAACCUUUCUCACACACACUCCAAGCCUGCAUCAAACCUGUCCUUGGCCAAUCAGAGUAUAUGUGGGCGAUUAGUUGCUUCAUACGGUCAUGGCCCUCUCGGGGGAUCUACCACCACUGUGGGACGAAUCAAGACAGCUCGGCCAACUGUUUAUGAUGGGCUUUGAUGGCACUUCUGUCACUCAGCAAGUCAAGACCUUGAUUGAAAAGUAUCACGUAGGCUCGAUUCUUCUCAAGGCUCAAAACCUCAAAUCUGCCGAGCAGGCUACACAGCUUAUCUUUGAUCUUCAGAGCCUAGCCCGUCAGGCUGGUCAUCCCGUGCCGCUUCUCAUUGCUCUAGAUCAAGAAAAUGGCGGUGUCAACAGCUUGUACGAUGAAGUGUACAUUCGACAGUUUCCCAGUGCCAUGGGCGUCGCAGCUACCGGUUCCAAGAAGCUGGCUAGGGAAAUCGCAAAAGCUACAGCUCAAGAGUUGAGUUCAUGUGGCAUCAACUGGAUUUUGGGACCGGUCCUUGAUGUUUUGACCAAUGCUCGAAACCAACCUCUUGGUGUUCGGUCAAUAGGCGACGAUCCUCAGGAAGUGUCGUCAUUUGGGGUUGAAAGCAUCAAAGGAUACCAAGAAGGCGGAGUUGCAACAUGCGGCAAGCAUUUUCCGUCUUAUGGCAACCUGGAGUUCUUUGGCGUGCCGGACGAUGUGCCCACAAUCACCGAGUCGCUCGAGAAUCUCAGUCAAAAUGCUCUUGUUCCAUUUCGAACAGCGAUAGCGCAAGGUCUUGAUUCAAUGAUGGUAGGUGGCGUUGCUAUGGCUUCCUCGCAGGUCAACGUGAUGCAUGCUUGUCUCUCGGAGCAAAUUGUACGAGAUUUACUGCGUCAUGAAAUGCGAUUCGACGGGGUGGUCGUGUCAGAGUGCCUAGAAAUGGAAGCCUUGAGCCGGAACAUUGGUAUCAGUGGCGGAACAGUCAUGGCCUUCAAAGCCGGCUGCGAUCUGAUACUGACCUGCAGAAGUCUGUUGGUCCAGGAAGACGCAAUAAAUGGCCUGCGGGCUGGUCUGGAUAAUGGAAUGAUCGAACGAUUCCGAGUGCAGGAGUCGGUUCAGCGGAUUCUCAAUAUGAAGGCCAAGUAUACCUCAUGGGAGAAAGCAUUUACACCGCCCGGGAUUGAAAACCUCACCCGGCUGCAACCGCUUCAUACCAACCUCUCAACCACCGCUUACAACAAAUCCGUCACCGUUAUUCGAGACAAAAAGCACUAUGUGCCGCUCUCAAGAGUAAUCAAGCCUGAGGAAGAGUUGCUCCUCUUGACACCUUUGGUCAAACCGUUACCGGCUUCAGCGUUGUUUCGUCAGCUUCAGAACGAGGCUGGCACGAUGCCACACUCGGGCCGAAGUCCCAGCGUCGAUGCCAACACUUCAAUCAUGAGUGGGGAACAAGUCUUCCGAGAGCUUGGGAGACUAUUGACCAGAUACCGAAACGGCAAGGUCUCUCAUACCUCUUACACAGCAAACGGAGUUAGGCCUCUACACGAGAAUCUCCUGAGUCGUGCGCAGGGCGUCAUUGUUGUCACCGCAGAUGCUGGCCGCAACAUGUACCAAACUGCCUAUGCAAAGCAUAUUUCCAUGCUAUGCAAGUUGGCAGUGGGGCCAGAUGGCACUCCUAAAGAGAAACCUUGCGUGGUGGUUGCAGUCAGCUCACCAUUCGACUUCGUGGCAGAGCCAUCGAUUGGCACCUAUAUAUGCACGUAUGACUUUACGGAAUCUGCCCUUCGCGCUCUGGUGCAAGUUCUCUACGGCGAUCUCAGUCCAAUAGGGCUCCUGCCUGGCUCACAGGGCCAAAGGCCUCAAACUACUCAGUCAAGACAGCAGUGGUUGGUCGAGAACUUCAACGAAGAUCGGGAUUUGGCGGCAUUGGAUGUUCUACUCAUUCAGUGUCAAAACCAAUCUCUGACACAUGCGGCAACGCUCAAAAACACCAGCACAAGUAAUUUCCUUCUGCGAGACUCGAAUGUGGAAGAAGCUCAUUUCGUCGUUCGGAACAGCACGACGAAGGAACUCUUCGGGUUCUGUACGACCUACUAUUUCAGGACCAGUGGCAUAGGGCAUAUCGGAGCCAUCAUCGUUGACCCUGCUCGGCGAAAACUGUCCAUAGGUCAUUCGUUGCAUGACCGAGCCGUCAGAGCUUUAGUCCAGAAAAAGGGCAUCAUCAAAUUCCAGCUUGGGGUGAGGUUCCCAAGUAUAUAUCUGGGCAUUCCAAAGCUGGAUCCCCUUGAGUUCAAGAGACUCCGCCAAUGGUUUGCUAAGCUGGGUUGGAACACCUCCUUAUCAACCUCAGUGGCCACUGUUGCCAUACGUGACCUGACGUUAUGGUCACCUCCUGAAGGUCUGGGCCAAACUUUGACGAAUCCAGAUGUGAAAUACGAUCUCGUCUAUGGCGAUGAGUACAACGAUGUGAUGAUGGAGCACCUCAAGCGAUGUGCCAGGACCGAGGCCAAAGGCCUCUAUCAGACAGCCAUGAGCAACAAGGAGGGUUGCGGAAUUAUCCGAGCAAAACGAGCAAGCGACCAGAGCAUACUCGGAUCCAUACUCAUUUGCCGAGCAGAAUCGACCAUAGCCAAGCACAUACCAGCAUUGUACAAACAGCCCGGCAUGGCAUGCAUUUCAUCUCCAGUGAUUUCGACAAAGUUUAGCGACCAGAAGUCCCUGUUUCAAGGACUCGUCUUGUUGGGGAUACGUCAAUUCAAGAAGCAAGGACUGCGGAGCGUACUGCUCGAUUAUAUUCGAGAAGAUUUUACUCUUGACAGUUUAAAGUCCUUGGGCUUCAGCGUCACGAACAGUUUUGAAGAGAUCUCCAGUGACCCAAUGCAAUGGACGAUGAUGUCAACUGCUUGAGUUGAUGCACACAUCUUCACCUGGUUGGCAUGAUCCCAAUCACUAUCAUCGGUGACCGAGCAGAACUUUCCGCCCCAUUCACG